AUGAUUAAUUAAAGAAAACAUAGAAGUUUUUCCCAACCUGGAUAUCAUCCACACGUACGUAUAUUGUAUAGGCCUAGUACCUUGCAUAGUGGCUGCGCUGGAAACAAAGCAGCAGGUUGGAGAUUAAAGCUAGAACUGUUUCAGUGUCAGGAGCACCUGUAUAAGCAAGAAUGAUGAAAUACAGGCAACUGGGUCACACUGGACUCAAUUUGUCUGUUCUUGGAAUGGGAGGAGCCGGGUUUGGAAAUGUUUAUGGAAAUCACCUUGAAGAAGAAGCUACUAAGGCAGUGCACCAUUCUCUGCGCAGAGGAGUGAAUUAUUUUGACACAGCAUACUGGUACGGUCAGGGUAAGUCCGAACAAUUUCUUGGAAGAGCGUUGGAGAAUGUGUCUCGAGAUAAGUUUUACAUCGGUACAAAAGUUGGACGUUAUGAACGAGAUGUAGCAAAUAUGUUCGACUUUUCCGCUAAAAAAGUGAUUGAAAGUGCAAAGGAUAGUUUAGAUCGAUUGCAGAUGAACUACGUUGACAUUCUACAAGUUCAUGACGUUGAAUUUGCCCCAUCGAUUGAUAUAUUAGUUAAUGAAACCCUUCCAGCCCUGGAGGAAGUACGUCGAUCUGGUUUGUGUCAUUUUAUUGGUAUCACUGGGUAUUCGUUAUCUACUUUACAAGAUGUGAUUUUGCGCAGCAAAGUCAAAAUUGACAGUGUACUAACAUACUGUCGCCUAACCCUCAAUGAUUCAACGCUGUUGAAGUCGUUAGAAUUCUUUCAUGAUAUGGGUGUUCCAAUAAUUAAUGCUAGUCCAUUGAGCAUGGGUUUACUCAGUCCACGGGGAAUACAGAGUUGGCAUCCAGCAAGUCAGGAGAUUAAACAGGCAUGCAAAUAUGCAGUAGCGUAUUGCAGGAAGCAAGAUGUUGACAUCACGAAACUGGCCUUAAAGUAUUCAUCUACUACUUGUGAACAGGUUGUUACAACUCUUGUGAGUAUGAACGAUAUUGCAAUGGUUGAUGAAAACAUUGGAGCAGUUGCACAACCUUUAACAUCAAAAGAGGAAGAAGUACAGGAAUACAUAUAUAAAACGUAUUUUGAACAGUUAAAACAACCACACUGGGAGGGUAUUGAAGAAAAAAACUAUUGGAGUGCAUUACGUGCAGAAAGUUAACUAUAUAGCUAGUGGUAAAUAAGAAUGUUCACACAGUAGCAUAGACGUUCUAUAAUAGUGAAGGUAUUGUGUAGUGUAGACUUUCUAUAGUAAUAGUGAAGGUAUUGUGUAGUGUACAUGCAGUGGAUAAAAACUAUGAUAAUUCAAA
Molecule: messenger RNA, 1308 nt
Organism: Halichondria panicea
Lineage: Eukaryota; Metazoa; Porifera; Demospongiae; Suberitida; Halichondriidae
Exons: 3
Coding region: 171-1160 (329 amino acids)
Cellular component (GO): cytosol
Molecular function (GO): L-galactose dehydrogenase activity
Source: RefSeq, a predicted model, not a curated record